Molecule: messenger RNA, 1980 nt
Organism: Naumovozyma castellii
Lineage: Eukaryota; Fungi; Ascomycota; Saccharomycetes; Saccharomycetales; Saccharomycetaceae
Product: putative cystathionine gamma-synthase
Exons: 1
Coding region: 1-1980 (659 amino acids)
Source: RefSeq, a predicted model, not a curated record
AUGGACUUUGAUUCAGUGGAGGACACACAUCCGAGAGUUUUGUUGAAUGCAUCUGUGAAGAGGCUUUGUGAUGUGUUGAAAGAUAAGUAUGCCAAGGAGAACGAGACUUGUCUUUGCUUCCCAUCAUAUGCUGUGGCUAAACGGUGUAGAGAAUACAUUACGAUUAAGGCCUCAUUACUGGAUGAGGAAACUACACGGCCUCCCAAGGUGAGAAUUUUGCAAUUGGCAACUUCGAAGCCCAUGGACGAUAAUGAAAGAUGUUGGAAACGUGAGUGUAAGAUUGCCGUGGUCUUCGUAAAGGAUACGUACCGUCCUUUAUUGAGAGAGUAUUGGAGGUUGGCGGGUGAGAUUAUUUCAGGGAGAUUGGCUGAAUAUGUCAUGCAUGAAUUAUUCAUGGUGGAGAAGUCUACAAAAGUAUUGCACACGGACGAUGAAAGCAUAAGUAAACCACUAAUUAACGAAAAGGAGGAAUUUAUUGAAUCUAGAUUUGGUAGAUCUUUGAAUUUCACAUUUGCUGAAAGAGCUAGUGAUUUAAUUAAGAAGAGAAUUACUAGAAAAGUGGUGGAUUCAGAUCUAGAAAUUGAAAGUGAAAAUAAUCAUUUUGAUGAUUCUCAUGAUCAUUAUAUGGGUGAUUACCACGAUAAUGAUGAUGGUUCAAUGCCAAUGUUUUUAGAUACAGAUGUAUCAAAUUUACAACAUGGAUUUGAGGAACAAUAUGCCAUACAUUCCACAAUUCCACCAGAACCAAUAGAUAUGGAUAAUGAAAGACCGACUACUCCCACCAAUGGUCAUAUUGCAUCAACAGCUUCUCCCAAUAUUGCCACUGAAGAACGUGAUGGCGAAACUGAACAUACUAGUUCAAGACUUUGCGUGAACCCUGAUACAGAUGUGUACCUAUUUACUAGUGGUAUGGCAUCCCUCUUUACUGCUCAUAGAUUAUUGUUAAAUUUUGAUUCACAAAGGGUAGACAGAUUAAGAUCGUCAGUUUCUGCUUCAGAGGAUGCCUCCAUUAAUUCAAACGUGACUAACAAUAACGGCAACGCAAGGGUAAUUGGUUAUGGUUCACCAUAUAAGAAAACUGCAAUGUUUGGAUUUCCCUAUGUUGAUACUCUACAAAUGCUAAAAAAAUUUAACCAUACGCAUUUUCUCCCCUUCUAUGAUUCUAAGUCACUACAGGAUCUUCAAACAAUCUUACAUUCAGGUGAACAAAUCCUUGCCGUCUUUAUAGAGGCACCAUCGAACCCACUUUUACAAAUGUGCGAUCUGAUUGAAUUACAAAAACUGUCAGAGAUAUAUGGAUUUUUCAUCGUUGUAGAUGAAACCAUUGGUGGAUUUGUCAACUUGGAUGGAUUAUUCCAUGCCGAUAUUGUUUGCUCUUCUUUAACGAAGGUAUUUAAUGGUGAUUCUAACGUAAUUGCAGGAUCCAUGGUUUUGAAUCCAAAAAGCAAAAUAUAUGAGUUUGCCCAACAAUUCUUAAAUGGGCCUGAUGGUGUUACAGACUCCAUUUGGUGUGAAGAUCUAAUAUAUUUAGAGAAAAAUUCAAGAGAUUUCGUGGCAAAGACGUUGAGGAUUAAUUAUACCACGGAAUAUUUGUUGGAUAAUGUCUUUAAACCACAUGUAGGGAAAUUAUUCAAGAGAAUUUAUUAUCCUUCCCAGAAUUCUGAGGAAAUCAAACAAAAUUAUGAGGCUAUCAAAUGUAAGAAGGAUGGUGGUUACGGUGGUGUAUUUUCAGUGACAUUCUUCCAAUUAGACCAAGCAAAGGUUUUCUUCAAUAAUUUGAAAUUGACUAAACAAAUUACUUUGGGAAACAAUUCCACGACGGUUUGUCCCUACACUAUGUUAAAGCAUAAAGAUGAAUUAGAGAGGGUAAAAGAGUACGGUUUGGAAGAUAACUUGAUAAGAGUAUGUGUAGGAUUAGAAAACAAAAAUACAUUACGGGAUAUUUUCCAAUUUGCAAUUGAUAAAGCAUUGCAAAUAUAA